GCUUGGGUAGCACCGCACAGGUUUAGUCGAACGGCCCAGUUAUCACACUUGGGUCAUUUUUUCACCAUUGGGGGCUGGCCAUGGCAGAACAUCAAAGGGUUAUUGGCGGGAAGCGCAUUUAACGCAAGAGAUCCGGAGGAUUUUAUGAUUAGGAGAUCAUCCACUCAAGGCGGUCAUGUCACCCUCGCUCUCCAACCACUUGCUCCUAGUAUAAAUAUCAUCAUUUAUUUCAUUCUAAAAAGAACAAUCUUGUGCGCACAAGCGGCAUUAUACUAUUCUCCAGCUCUGUAGCUCUGCCUAAGAUCGGAAUUCCCAUUCGGCACUUCCGUUAUCAUGAGUUUAUUAUUGGAAUAGUUGGAAUGAAACGUUUGCAAAGGGUUGCUUGGCGGGUUUGUGUCAAUCACCGGCAGGCGAUCAGUAGUAGACAGAUGGGCGGCCAUACUAUGUGGGUUUGCAGCCGCUUGGUUUUGUAGCGGAGAAAAUGCAUUAUGAUCACCCAUUGGAAGCGGCACACCUACAAAGCGCUUAGGAGCAUAGGGGAUGAUAUUCACGGCCCUGUUUGCGCAGAAAAAGUAUAUGAGCGAAGUGUUUUUGGUUGUCGCCGUAAUGCCGUUGAUGGGCGGCAGAGUGAAGUUGUUGAUGGCCCAUCUGGUGCAGAUUGCGGUGAUCUUGGAAUGAACGAUUGGACAACGGGUUCGCUUUUUCGUGUUGCACAAAUUGAGGCUUUUGAGAAAUUGCAUGAAAAAAAGAUGGCUGGUAUGGACUUCACUAUCCAUGUAGAUAAUGCUUCUAAGGCAGAUGAAAUUAGGGGAGCCAAGAAAAUGGAUUUCCCCAUAGUCACCCAGC
Molecule: messenger RNA, 846 nt
Organism: Cuscuta epithymum
Lineage: Eukaryota; Viridiplantae; Streptophyta; Magnoliopsida; Solanales; Convolvulaceae
Source: the annotation of a GenBank genome assembly